AUGGUCAACAUAUUCCAACGCCUGACUCGACGCCGAGCCCAGAGCUCCAGCAGCAGCCCACUAUAUUUAGACGCAGAUACUACGGGCCCCAACUCCGCAGAAUCCCAUCCACACGGAAUACAUCGGACAGUGAGCACAAACUCCAGCAAACGCAGCUUCCGAUAUGAAGAGCCAUCUCCCCGACAUCUCAUCCUGAUCUCCGACACCGUGCAGUUCGAUACACACGUAGUCCAUCGCUUCCAGGCGGAAGGCUUCCAAGUGAUAUAUCUCCCAUUCCUUGGCAGCGGGGAUGAAGAUAAGGACACAAAAAUGCUGAAGAACAUGGUGCACGAGAAAGAAGACGAACUCGAGAAUGGAGAGCGGUAUGCGAUAGUCGCAUAUCACCGGCCUGCCUACCUUCUCCUAGCCUUACACCACACAAUAGCCAGCAACACAAACCCAUUCCCACACCUAGGUGCCUUGAUAACCUACUACCCCCUCUCCUCAACAGACCAAUUCACCUACAAGGAAAAAGAAAACUGCUCUCCGCCAGGUUGCUCAGACACAGGUUCAAUCUUCGGCCCAGCCUCCAAGUCAACUUAUGUCCCAAUCCAAAUCCACAUCCCAGGCCCACGAGUCCAGCCAUGCGCGUUGUGGCCAUGGAUGGAAGUCAGUGCUACAGAAGGCGACGUUACCUACAAGAAAAAACACCGUUGCUACGUGUACACAUAUCCAGGGUCAAGAGCUGGAUUCGCGGAGCGCGAAGUCGCCGAAGAGAAAGAAGGCGAGGUGGAUGUGGACUUGAACGCGGAGGACGAGAUUAGCUCGCAACUAGCGUGGAGUCGGGCGCUGGCAUGUCUGCGGCGCUCAUUCAAUGUCGGGAGCUACUGGGCUGUUAACGAUAUCGAGACUGUCUGGGAAGAAUACUGGGACCGUGUAACUGGUGAGUUGGAGAUGCGGAAACGGAAUCAAGGUAGUGGUUCUGAGCCGGCGGUUGAGAUGUUGACUGGCCAUGGCCAUUAUGGUGAGAUGGGGUGUCCGGCUGGUGAGGUUUUUGUGAGGUGUAUUCCCACCCAGGCUGGGGGCUCUGAUAUCUCAAGUUUGAGAGAUUUCUUCGCUCAUGCGUAUAUUCCUGCUGGACCGGUUGAUCAGCACAUCCGCCUCUUAUCGCGCACUGUGGGUGCGGAUCGCAUCGUGGAUGAGAUGUUGUUUUCUUGUUGUCAUACCGCUGAGAUUCCAUGGCUGUUGCCUGGUGUUUCGCCGACCGAUCGAGAUAUUAGUGUCAUCAUCGUUGUGGUGGCAAGCUUCACUGCCGGUCAGAUCACACGCCAGACUCUUUAUUGGGAUCAGGCUGGCGUGCUUGUGCAGGUUGGGUUGUUGGAUCCGGGACUUGUGCCGUCGUCAAAAGCUGUCAAAGGCUAUUGA
Molecule: messenger RNA, 1404 nt
Organism: Penicillium egyptiacum
Lineage: Eukaryota; Fungi; Ascomycota; Eurotiomycetes; Eurotiales; Aspergillaceae
Source: the annotation of a GenBank genome assembly